Molecule: messenger RNA, 2348 nt
Organism: Diospyros lotus (date-plum)
Lineage: Eukaryota; Viridiplantae; Streptophyta; Magnoliopsida; Ericales; Ebenaceae
Product: O-fucosyltransferase 7
Exons: 12
Coding region: 338-1933 (531 amino acids)
Cellular component (GO): cytoplasm
Source: RefSeq, a predicted model, not a curated record
UGUUUAUCUUUGUCUCUCUUUCAUGAAAGCUGAAAGCUGACAGCUGAGCCCAAUUGGUGUAAUUUCACGCCUCAUUUGUUACCGUGCUCUUGGGCAAUUAUAAAUGCUUCUUCUUUUCCCUUUCCUUCACAAAACUGAUCCAACCAAAGUUCAGUCACAAGACUCGCAAGAAGAAGGAAUCAAGGCAGCCGACUGGGUUUGCUUUAGACAGAGAAAGAGAAGCCCAUACAUAUCAUAUACUUGCAUAUAAAUAUAUAUAUAUAUAUAGAGAGAGAGAGAGAGAGAGAGAGAGAGAGGGUUCUUCUUUCAGAGAGAGAAAGAUAAAUAGAAAGAGGAGAUGCAGAGGCGGAGGUGGAAGACGCUGGGACUACUGAGGAGGUUACUAACGUGCGCCAUAGGUUCAAUAGGCCUACUGGCCCUUCUCUAUGCCCACCUACGCCCUUCCCGAGUCCCCAAGUUGCCAGACUCUUACAAGCUAUCAAUGCAACAAGAAAUCGGGUACCAAAAAUUGGGAGGAGAGACAAGCUGGAAGCUGGAACUGGCGCCGCCCCAUCUGUUAAGAACACCUCUCCCUGCUCACAAGGUGAAUGGUGCCAGUGGGAUUGAGGAUCUAGAUAAGCUGUGGAAGCGACCCCCAAACCGGGACUAUUUGCCCUGCGUGCAGCCAAGUUCAACCUACAAUAUGCCUGAAGAGUCUCAAGGUUACCUCCUUGUUCAUGCAAAUGGAGGACUUAAUCAGAUGCGAGCUGGGAUAUGUGACAUGGUUGCUGUUUCUCAUAUCAUAAAUGCCACACUUGUAAUUCCAGAACUUGAUAAACGCUCAUUUUGGCAGGACAUCAGCAACUUUUCUGAUGUAUUUGAUGAAGAUCAUUUUAUUACUUCCUUGGCUAAUGAUGUUAAAGUCAUUAAAAAACUACCUAAGGAACUGGCAAACGCUACCAGAGCAAUUAAGCACUUUAGGAGCUGGUCUGGUAUUGAUUAUUACCAGAAUGAGAUUGCUAGCUUGUGGGAAGAUUAUCAGCUUAUUCGAGCAGCUAAGUCUGAUUCUCGACUGGCAAACAAUAAUCUGCCUCCAGACAUUCAGAAGCUGCGCUGUCGUGCUUGUUAUGAAGCGCUGCGCUUUUCACCACCAAUUGAAGCCAUGGGAAAAUUGUUGGUGGAUCGAAUGAGGUCUUAUGGUCCAUAUAUUGCAUUGCAUUUACGUUAUGAAAAGGACAUGCUUGCCUUUAGUGGGUGCACACAUGAUUUAUCCCCAGAGGAAGCUGAUGAACUGAAGAUAAUCAGGGAGAACACUGCAUAUUGGAAAGUAAAAGAUAUCAAUUCCACAGAACAAAGAGCCAAAGGGUUCUGCCCUUUGACUCCAAAGGAGGUUGGCAUAUUCCUCACUGCUAUGGGAUUCCCAUCAAAAACCCCCAUAUAUAUUGCUGCUGGAGAGAUAUAUGGUGGAGAUUCUCGUAUGGCUGAUUUGCGACUGCGCUAUCCCCUUCUAAUGGAUAAGGAAAAACUAGCAUCGGCAGAGGAGAUAGAGCCUUUUGUCAAUUAUGCAUCUCAAAUGGCUGCUCUAGACUACAUUGUGUCAGUUGAGAGUGAUAUAUUUAUUCCCUCGUACUCUGGAAAUAUGGCGAGGGCAGUUGAGGGUCAUCGUCGUUUCUUGGGACAUAGGAAGACCAUUUCUCCUGACAGGAAAGCCCUUGUCCACCUUUUUGACAAAAUAGAGAGGGGCACCCUGAGAGAAGGCAAAAAACUUUCCACUCGUGUUAUUGAAAUCCACAGGAGACGGCAAGGUUCUCCAAGGAAGAGAAAGGGCCCCAUUUCCGGUACAAAAGGCAUGGAUCGGUUUCGAUCCGAAGAAGCAUUUUAUGUGAACCCUUUGCCUGAUUGUUUAUGUCAGAAGGAAACAGCAAAUUUCAACACUUCUGUCAGCAUCAGGUAGAUCAGAGUGAGUAGCUGAACAAGUACCAUGCUGAAAAUGAACUCAAACCAGCAGAUUGGUGGCAAUGUUCCUUCCUUAUAAUUUAUUGAAGCCCAAGAAGCUGCCGCCGCCAUUAAUGGAGUUUCAGGUUGCUGACAGCCUUCAUCUGAGAGCUGGCUCCUUCUAUGCUUGUGUAGGUAAAAUAAGAUGAGGCAUUGUGGUAGAAAGAUGAGUGGUUUUGCUGGAACAAGGCUUCUCCUCCAAUUCUUAAAAAAGGAUAAUUAGAACCCAGAAGGGAUGGAGGUGGAGAUUCAAUGGGGAUACAGUUACUGCGUUAGUGUCGUUUUUACACUAACAUGAUCUGUUGAUGCAUGUAUCAAAGUCCUGGGCAUCCAUUGGAAUAAAAUAGAAAGAAUUCAUUCUUUUCGCUUCUCAA